ACUCAGUCCCCGGUCGCAUUCAUUGAACAUCACCCGUAACCUCUCUAGCAGGUUCCACAUAUCUUCCAGUCUCUCAUAUCUACACUGGUCCAAUUUCGAUCUAAUCCUCGCGAUAUCCUUAACCAGAAGAAAAAAACCCCUUGUCGCCCCCGACCCACCGGAUUUUAGAUUUUCCUAGGGGAGCUAUCUUCGUAGCCCACCUGACCCGAACAGGCGGAAAGUGGCCGUUGCUUGUUGACUCGUCUCGUCAUUUGUGUCCUACCAUUGACGCCGGUCCGAAAACAAGACGAGGGGGAAACUCGUCGUUUGCAUCACAUCAAUCAUCAUGGCUUCGGAAGGGCAGGAAAUCAAGGAUGAGCGGAUGGAGCAGCAGCAGCAUGAGCAGGAGCAGGACCACCAGCAGCAGGAGCAGCAGCAGCAGCCGCCUGUGGAGGGAGGAGACGACGAGGAAGAGAUCGCGGCGAUGAAGAAGCGGGUAGCCGAGAUGGAAUCCGAAGCGGCCAAGCUGCGUGAGAUGCAGGCCACGCUGGACCAGCAGAACGAGAACCUACGGGAAGACAAGGAGGAGAUCGAUGCGCGGAGUAUCUUCGUCGGGAACGUGGACUACGGCGCUUCGCCGGAGGAGAUCCAGGCGCACUUCCAGAGCUGCGGCUCGAUCAACCGGGUGACGAUUCUUUUGGACAAGUUCAGCGGCCAACCGAAGGGGUAUGCCUAUGUUGAGUUUGCGGAACCGAGCCUGGUGGCUCAGGCUCUGGUGUUGAACGAGAGUGUGUUCCGUGGCCGGAAUCUCAAGGUCGUUCCGAAGCGUACCAACCUGCCUGGCAUGACCCGGGGCCGUGGCCGUGGCGCAUUCCGGGGGGGUCGCGGAUUCCGAGGCGCCCCUCGUGGCUAUCGCGGAGGUUAUCGCGGCCGGGGUCGAGGCUACGCACCUUACUAGAUACCUUGUCUUUUUUCUUCUUCUUUUUCCUUCCACUCGGGGGCCGAGGGUAGCACUGCGAGUGACGUAAUGUGCCGAUGGACGGGACGAAGCUGGUUGAUUGCCCCCCAAGGACGUGUGGCAUCCCAGGUCGACCAAAGGAUCAAAUCUGAGUAGAGGAUCAGCCCGGUUUGAUUUUCGAGGCUGAAGGCUUUGGAGUUGGGGAGGGAACGGGCUGGGAUGGAUGGAUGUAUUGCUGUAUGAUAACCAACUGGCGCAUCAGACUGGGUCAGGAUGGACACCACGCGCUUGUGACUGAUAUC
Messenger RNA from Aspergillus candidus, 1239 nucleotides. Its product is annotated as polyadenylate-binding protein. The transcript is spliced from 4 exons. NCBI's taxonomy places the organism in Eukaryota, Fungi, Ascomycota, Eurotiomycetes, Eurotiales, Aspergillaceae. The record is from RefSeq and is a predicted model, not a curated record. Gene Ontology annotation, molecular function: RNA binding. The coding region runs from base 326 to 937 and encodes 203 amino acids.